AUGGCCACGGGCAACGUAGCAUCCAACGACUCGCCUCCGAUCCAAACAGUCUCAUUAGCGGAGGUUGAUGAGGUAACCAAGAAAAAGACCAAAAUAUCACGCAGCUCGCCCAUGCGUUUGCGUAUGGAGGCUCUAAUACAAGAACAUCAAAACCGCAUAGUAUUCGCAUUGGAAAAUAUCGACGGCAAGAAGUUUAGACGGGAUGAAUGGACGAGACCCCAUGGUGGUGGAGGGACAUCAUGCGUCCUGCAGGACGGAAACGUCUUUGAAAAAGCUGGAGUCAAUACCAGUAUCGUCUAUGGCGAACUUCCUCGUCCUGCCAUUGAGAAAAUGCGAGCGGACCACAAGUCCUUCGUUGACUCAGAUGUCGAGAAGUUGAACUUCUUCGCAGCAGGCAUCUCUCUUGUCCUGCACCCAUACAACCCCAUGGCUCCUACCGUCCAUCUCAAUUACCGAUACUUCGAGACAUCAGAUCCCAGAGACCCCGUCAAUGCUACAGGGACAUCCCAGACGAACUGGUGGUUCGGAGGAGGCACGGAUCUCACACCAAGCUAUCUGUUCGAAGAGGAUGCCAAACAUUUCCACAAGACGAUCAAGACUGCCUGUGACAAGCAUGACAAGGACUACUACCCCAGGUUUAAGAAAUGGUGCGACGACUAUUUCAAGAUCCCACACCGAGGCGAAUCGCGAGGCAUUGGUGGCAUCUUCUUCGACGACCUCGAUGCCAGCACACAACCCAACGCCAAGAACCCGCAGGAAGAUUUGUUCCAGUUUGUUGUCUCUGGUCUUGAGUCAUUCCUACCUUCGUAUCUUCCUAUCAUCAAGAAGAGGAAGGAUAUGCCAUUUCUACCGCAACAUAAAGACUGGCAACAGAUCCGACGUGGCAGGUACGUCGAAUUUAACCUCAUUUAUGAUCGUGGAACUAGCUUCGGCCUCCGAACACCCGGAGCCCGAGUCGAGAGUAUUCUUAUGAGUUUGCCCUUGACCGCCCGUUGGGAAUAUGCGCACCCAGUAUGUGGUACCGGCGUUGCCGCGAUUCCCGAGGAGGAGGACGGUGACCAGGAGAAAGAGAGAGAGCUCAUGGAUGUUCUCAAGAAUCCGAAAGAGUGGGCAUGA
Messenger RNA from Exophiala viscosa, 1116 nucleotides. RefSeq names its product coproporphyrinogen III oxidase. Gene Ontology annotation, molecular function: coproporphyrinogen oxidase activity. Lineage: Eukaryota; Fungi; Ascomycota; Eurotiomycetes; Chaetothyriales; Herpotrichiellaceae. The coding region runs from base 1 to 1116 and encodes 371 amino acids. The transcript has a single exon. Gene Ontology annotation, cellular component: cytoplasm. The record is from RefSeq and is a predicted model, not a curated record.